Molecule: messenger RNA, 3713 nt
Organism: Felis catus (domestic cat)
Lineage: Eukaryota; Metazoa; Chordata; Mammalia; Carnivora; Felidae
Gene: KIFC3
Product: kinesin family member C3
Exons: 21
Coding region: 196-3033 (945 amino acids)
Biological process (GO): microtubule-based movement
Molecular function (GO): microtubule binding; ATP binding; microtubule motor activity
Source: RefSeq, a predicted model, not a curated record
CGAGUUAAUCAUUUCCUGUGGAAAGUGUGCGGGAGGGGCGGGAGCGGGGCGGGCCGAGGAGGCGGCGGCGUGGAGCUGCCUCCCGCCGGCGGGCCGGGUCGGGCCGAGCCCCGGGCUCUGCGGCGACGCCGGGAUCCUGCCUCCGCCAGGCCGGCUGCCCGGCGCCCCGACGACGAGGCCGCUGAGCCCCGGGCCAUGGUCCCGUCUCGCCGGCCGUGGAACCUGGGAGCCACGCCCUCGCUGCGCGGCCUGUGGAGAGUGGGCCGGGCCCGGGAGCCCGAGCCCGGGAUGGCUCGCCCCGCCCCCGCCAGCCCGGCCGCCCGCCCUUUCCCACACACCGGCCCGGGGAGGUUGAGAACUGGGCGUGGAAAAGAUACCCCAGUCAGCGGUGACGAGGACUCCAGUGCCCGAAGCGCAGCUCGCCCGGCCCUAGCUCAGUGCCGGGCCCUCAGUGUGGACUGGGCCGGCCCUGGGAGCCCCCACAGGCUCUACCUGACCGUGCAGCAAGCCCUGCUGGACAAGGGGUGCGAGAACAAGAGUCAGGGGACGAAAGAAGAGACGCUCCUGAAGAGGCAGGCGCCGGGCCCCAGGCGGGACCGGGAGGCCCAGGAAGCUGGUGGCGCCAUGAAUGUAGAGAAAACAGGUGGGCGGCUCUUUGGCAGCGGGAGGUGCUCGAGCCUGGCGGGGCCGCCAGGUGCAGCCCCCAUGGUGCAUAGGAUGGUGGAGGCCAUGUCCCAGCUGCAGGAGGAGAAAGCCCGGCUACAGGAGGAGCUGGCAGCCCUACAGGAGAGGCUGGCCCUCCGAGACAGUGACCAGCAAGCCACAUCCACCCAGCUGCAGAAUCAGGUGGAAAACCUGAAGGAGAAGCUCAUUAGCCAAGCCCAGGAAGUGAGCCGCCUUCGAUCAGAGCUGGGAGGCACGGACUUGGAGAAGCACCGGGACCUGCUGAUGGUGGAGAAUGAACGGCUGAGGCAGGAGAUGCGGCGCUUCGAGGCAGAGCUGCAGGAGCUGCGGGCCAAGCCGGUGGCCCCCUGCACGGGCUGCGAGCACAGCCAGGAGAGCGCCCAGCUCCGGGACAAGCUGUCACAGCUGCAGCUGGAGGUGGUGGAGAACAAGGGCAUGCUGUCGGAGCUGAAUCUGGAGGUGCAGCAGAAGACCGACCGGCUGGCGGAGGUCGAGCUGCGGCUCAAGGACUGCCUGGCCGAGAAGGCGCAGGAGGAGGAGCGGCUGAGCCGGCGCCUCCGGGACAGCCACGAGACCAUCGCCAGCCUGCGGGCCCAGUCGCCGCCAAUCAAGUAUGUCAUCAAGACCGUGGAAGUGGAGUCGUCCAAAACCAAGCAGGCCCUCAGCGAGUCGCAGGCCCGGAACCAGCACCUGCAGGAGCAGGUGGCCAUGCAGAGGCAGGUGCUGAAGGAGAUGGAGCAGCAGCUGCAGAGCUCGCACCAGCUGACCGCGCAGCUCCGGGCGCAGAUCGCCAUGUACGAGUCAGAGCUGGAGCGGGCACACGGGCAGAUGCUGGAGGAGAUGCAGUCCCUGGAGGAGGACAAGAACCGGGCCAUCGAGGAGGCCUUUGCCAGAGCCCAGGUGGAGAUGAAGGCUGUGCAUGAGAACCUGGCAGGUGUCCGGACCAACCUGCUGACGCUGCAGCCAGCGCUGCGGACCCUCACCAACGACUACAAUGGGCUCAAGCGGCAGGUGCGUGGCUUCCCCCUGCUCCUGCAGGAGGCUCUCAAGAGCGUCAAGGCUGAGAUCGGCCAAGCCAUCGAGGAGGUCAACAGCAACAACCAGGAGCUCCUGCGCAAGUACCGCCGGGAGCUGCAGCUGCGCAAGAAGUGCCACAAUGAGCUCGUGCGGCUGAAAGGGAAUAUCCGGGUGAUUGCUCGUGUCAGGCCAGUCACCAAAGAGGACGGAGAAGGACCCGAAGCGACCAAUGCUGUGACCUUCGAUGCUGACGAUGACUCCAUCAUCCACCUACUGCACAAAGGAAAGCCUGUGUCCUUUGAGCUGGACAAGGUCUUCUCCCCGCGGGCCUCACAGCAGGACGUGUUCCAGGAGGUACAAGCCCUGAUCACCUCCUGUAUUGACGGCUUCAACGUCUGCAUCUUUGCCUAUGGCCAGACGGGUGCCGGCAAGACCUACACGAUGGAGGGGACCCCCGAGAACCCAGGCAUCAACCAGCGGGCCCUGCAGCUGCUCUUCUCCGAGGUGCAGGAGAAGGCGUCCGACUGGGACUACACCAUCACCGUCAGCGCUGCCGAGAUCUACAACGAGGUCCUCAGGGACUUGCUGGGGCAGGAGCCCCAGGAGAAGCUGGAGAUCCGGCUGUGCCCAGACGGCAGCGGGCAGCUGUACGUGCCGGGGCUGACAGAGUUCCGGGUGCAGAGUGUGGAGGACAUCAACAAGGUGUUUGAGUUUGGCCACACCAACCGCACGACCGAGUUCACCAACCUGAACGAGCACAGCUCCCGCUCACACGCCCUGCUCAUCGUGACGGUGCGCGGGGUGGACUGCAGCACGGGCCUCCGCACCACGGGGAAGCUGAACCUGGUGGACCUGGCCGGCUCGGAGCGUGUGGGCAAGUCAGGGGCUGAGGGCAGCCGCCUGCGGGAGGCGCAGCACAUCAACAAGUCGCUGUCAGCCCUGGGGGACGUCAUCGCCGCCCUGCGCUCUCGCCAGGGCCACGUGCCCUUCCGCAAUUCCAAACUCACCUACCUGCUGCAGGACUCGCUCAGUGGAGACAGCAAGACCCUCAUGGUGGUGCAGGUGUCCCCCGUGGAGAAGAACACCAGCGAGACGCUGUAUUCCCUGAAGUUUGCAGAGAGGGUACGCUCUGUGGAGCUGGGCCCUGGGUCCCGCAGGGCAGAGCUUGGGUCCUGGUCCAGCCAGGAGCACUUGGAGUGGGAGCCGGCUUGCCAGACCCCACAGCCCUCGGCACGAGCACACUCAGCCCCCAGCUCCGGGACCACCAGCCGCCCAGGCUCCAUCCGGAGGAAGCUGCAGCCCUUGGGGAAGUCAAGGCCGGUGCCUGUGUGAUGGACGUGUCCACCCUACCAGACCGGGGACUGGGUCGUGAGGCCUUGCUGGCCCGCUCCUGCUGUAGCACUGGGAGCCUAGGAGGCAAAGGCCAGGGUGGAGGCACCUCUUCCACCCCGUCUCCACUCAGAGAUGAGAAACAUGCUCAGAAGGAAAUGGUGUCUCUCGUCCGUGGCUGUGGGUUCAAGUGGCACAGGCCGGAAGGGUAGGGAUGGCCCACUCUGCCUGACAGGCCCGGGCCAUCAGGGGGCCCUCACGGGGAGGGCAGGAGUAUGCGGGAAGGUGGUCCUCUCGCCCAGCCUGGUCCGACUCUCCCCUGCCUGCCGGGCCCCGUCUCUAGUGGGUGCGCUGAGGAGCCCCCGGGGGGCACAGGAACCAUGACACCCGGGCAGUUUGGUGGGCACCCUGGGGCAGCCCUGGCCACACGCGGGCCCUGUGCUGGACAUGUACAUAGUGUUCUAGGUGUACAUAGGGGCACGGCCCUCCCCGCCGAGGGCUGGCCUGUAUUUAUGGCUGGCAGGAGGCCAGUGGGUGGGGAUUCUGCUGCUCCCCUCAUCUGCCUGGUACCAGGCUCUCUCCUUGCUCACUGGCCUCUUGACAUCUUCCCCCCUUUGAAAUCCUAUUUAAGAACUUUUGGAAGCUUAGCCAUUUUUACUUAAAAUAAAAACCUUUUUACACAA